AUGCGUUUGUUAGACAAAAAAUUAAAAGACGUGUUCGGCGACUCAGACCGUGACGUGGAGAAGCACGACCUCUCCCAACUGGUGUACCUGGAGGCAGUCCUGAAGGAGAGCAUGAGGAUGUACACGAUCGUGCCGGUGCUGGCCAGGCGGCUGGACAGGAACGUGCAACUGAAGAACUACACGCUAGCAGCUGGUCGGACCUGCUUCUUAUUCCUGUUCGGUAUCCACAAGCACCCCAUGUGGGGGGCAGACGUGGACCAAUUCAACCCCAACCGGUGGAUGGACCCAGCAAGUCUGCCAGACAACUCCAACGCGUUUGCAGCCUUUAGCUUGGGAAGGAGGAUGUGCAUAGGCAAAACCUACGCCUACAUGUCGAUGAAGACAACCCUCUCACAUGUGCUCCGUAAAUACCGCUUCAAGGGUGACCACACACAACUGGAACUCAAAUUGGACGUGAUGCUGAAGCCAGCGUCAGGUUACUACGUCAGCAUUGAGAAACGGCAUUAGAACUAGUCUGUUUUAUUAC
Messenger RNA from Ostrinia furnacalis (Asian corn borer), 526 nucleotides. Its product is annotated as cytochrome P450 4V2-like. The coding region runs from base 1 to 507 and encodes 168 amino acids. Lineage: Eukaryota; Metazoa; Arthropoda; Insecta; Lepidoptera; Crambidae. The record is from RefSeq and is a predicted model, not a curated record. The transcript is spliced from 4 exons. Gene Ontology annotation, molecular function: iron ion binding; oxidoreductase activity, acting on paired donors, with incorporation or reduction of molecular oxygen; heme binding.